Podospora pseudopauciseta is the source of this 3188-nucleotide messenger RNA. RefSeq lists its product as uncharacterized. Bases 600 to 2726 code for a protein of 708 amino acids. The transcript is spliced from 11 exons. Lineage: Eukaryota; Fungi; Ascomycota; Sordariomycetes; Sordariales; Podosporaceae. Gene Ontology annotation, molecular function: RNA binding. The record is from RefSeq and is a predicted model, not a curated record.
CUCCGAGGUUCUUUCACCCUCAAGCCUUCAGCCUGGAAUCACUACGUAAUCAGGCACCAAGUGGUCCUUCCCGAUGAUCCUGCCCCCACAAUUCGGGUGGUGAUUUCGUCUUCAGCCGCCAGAGCUGUGUUGUGAUUCCGUCUUCGGCCGCCGGAGUGACUGCAGUCACUCCGGCUGAGGACGAAACACAGUUUCCAAUCCUACGAUCCCAAACGAUAAAGUCAUCUUGAACAAUCGUUUGAGGCCGAUUGUUUAUCGUCUGGGGCCGAGUCGUUAUUUCCCCCAGUCGUUCCUUCCAUCUGCAAGCAUAACUGUGUUUCUGCCUUAGGGUGAUCCGACCACUCGUUCCUUCUUCAUCCCAACUAAUGACACCACUGACACUGCUCUUGCAGAGAUUUUAUCUCCACCGGUCUCCUGCCUGCUCUGUGCCUUUGGAAUUCUUCCUGCCCUCCAACUCUUCUCCCUUUGACACUUCCUGCAAAGGGUUUUGGCUCAAGACCUCCACCGCCAGUUCCCUCUGCUUUGUCGUGUCCUUCGGACCAUCGGAUCUCUCGCUCACCUCCCUCGACAACGACCUUUGAUUUUUCCAGGUCGUUACAAUGGCACAGUCUCGUGACGGGACGUUCAAUCCGUCCUCCCCUCAUUCUUCGAGCGGCGCGGCGGAUUCCUACAAACACGAUGGUACCCCCGAUACUCGUUUGACUGCCUUCUCACCCGAUGACGGCUCGGCCAGAUCGAACAAACUGUACGCCGGCAUCACCGGCAUGAGCCUCAACGGUCCCACCAACCACUCAUUGUUUCAUCAGAAGUCGACGGAGCACUUCGGUAAUGUUGCUCCUGUGGCCGAAAAGGACCCGUUCAUUUCCAGCAACGCGACCCCCUCCAAGUCGACAUUGGACCAGAAGCUCUCUCCGACCGCUUCCGCCUUCAGGCCCUUGUCUGUCCCAGUGGUCGCUCAUGGUUCCCUCAAUGGACAACAGGGUCCCUCCAAUGGCCCUCAGCAGAACUUUCGAUCGCUAGCCAGCGCCGCUAGCCCUCUCUCUGGCCGUUUCAGCACUGAGCUAGGGAUCACUCAUUAUGUCACUAUCUUCUCUUCCACGGCUUCCGUAACCUUGUCAGAGGUCGAAACGUAUCUUGAGAAACUGAGUCAGUUUGGUUCACCUUGCCAGGGUAAGCGCGUCAUCUUCGCGAAGGAUGGGAGAGUUUAUUUGUUUCUCUCCAACAUUCGCGAUGCCACCAACAUUCACGAGAAUGUUCAGCUCGGUUCCCAGGACUGGCGUGCCCAGUAUAUUACCGCGGCGGAGUUUCACCAGGCCCGCAAUCCUGGUGAGAAUCACCAGCAGGUUUCGGAUGGCUUGCUCCGGGCUAUCGCGUUCCCUCAAGAGAGCGCGAAUUUUGACGUUUUCCACACCAACACUGUGGUCCGCACUCUCAUGGAAUCUCAUGGUGAGGUCCUUGCCUUUCGCCAGCUAUCCGGGACGAAAGACAUUCCUUUCCACGCCACGGUUGAAUUUUGUGACUGCGAUGCCGCCAUUACUGCCGCAGAGGCCCUCAAUGGUCGCACUUUCAAUGGCGUUUACCUGAACUUGAUUUCUGCCCUCCCCGACGCCACCUGCGGAGCCUACCAGCCUUUUGAUGUGCAUGCUCCCCGCGCUCCGAGAAGCCCGGUUCAGGACAUGGCCAACCUGUUUCAGAGCAUGGGUAUCUCGAAGCCUUCUCAUCAUCAACAGAUUGUGCCCUCUGGGCAUCUUGCCCAUUCGCCGGCCAGUGGGAUGCAAUUGCCCCAUCAGCAGAUGGCCAUGUAUCCCACUGUAGUCUAUCACGGUAUUCAGCACAGUUUGCCGGCUCGCUACGUUCUCGACCACACUCCCACACGCAGCCAGGGCAUUUCUCCCAUGAGUCCCAUGACCCCGAUGACUGGCGGCAUGCCGGUCAUGGCGCCGUUGUAUACUCCGCCUAGCACUCCGUUAGCGUUUCACCAUGGCGACUACGCUAGUCCCAGGGGCAUGCAGCCCUAUCGUAUGGAUGGUCGUCGUCAGAACGCCAUGCGGGUCAAUCGGUCCCCUUACUACAAUGCCGCCGGCCAUCACAACCAUGUUGAUGUCAACAAGAUUCGGGAUGGCAUCGAUGUCCGCACCACAAUUAUGCUGCGAAACAUUCCGAACAAGGUCGACCAAGCGAUGUUGAAGAAGAUUGUGGAUGAGUCCAGCUGGGGCAAGUACGACUUCAUGUACUUGCGAAUCGACUUCGCCAACGACUGCAAUGUCGGCUAUGCGUUCAUCAACUUUGUUGACCCGCUCGACAUCAUCGAUUUCGUCAAUGCCCGUGGCAACCAACGUUGGAACUGCUUCAAGAGCGACAAGGUUGCCGAGAUCUCAUAUGCCACUAUCCAGGGCAAGGACUGCCUUGUCCAGAAGUUCCGCAACAGCUCUGUUAUGCUGGAGGCCCCUCACUAUCGCCCCAAGCUUUACUUCACGCUCAAUGGUCCCAGACCUGAGUUGGCUGGUGAAGAGGAGGCUUUCCCGGGCCCGGACAACCAGUCCAAGAUGAAGAGGAGCUGUGAAAACGCUGAGCAUGUUGGCCUCUUCACUCCCAAUGCCGGCCAGCAUUUUCGUGACGAGCAGCGCCGCCGCCGCUCUCAAUACGACCGUGGAACCAGACUUGCUGCGCUUGAGGAGUACGACUAUGACUCCCACAUCCAGCAGCCUAGCCUCUACAUGGGCUAAUCAAGAACCAACUCGGCAUCAUUACCUACCAACCUUUCAGUCACCGAAGAUUGGCGACACUCGGAUAUCCUUCCUUUGAUCAUCUUAUUUUGAUGAUGUCAUGAAGUUGCUUCUUAUUUUGGUUCGCUUUGCUUUGCCAUCUUUGACAAAUCAUCAAAGUUGAUGAUGAUCUGAGGCGAGGAAAUGGGAUCAGUAUCUGGUAAUCGGUCAUCAUCUUUAGCGGGUGGUGUCUUGGGAGGAGAAACUGGGAACGGGUAAUAGGCACUCUGAAGAGGCGGUGCAUCCUUACAGGCAAUCGCGAUGGUUUGAGCGGGAAGAUUGGGCUAGUCACAGAGGGUUUCUUGAAACCUUGGUGGUCUAGGAAAGGUCGAUCGUCCGAUACCACAGCGUGUUGUUUCUUUUGGCAGCGGAAUCAAGAACGAACUGUGCUGUGCCCAAGUUCAUAUAGAUUUUAAACAGUGU